AUGGUUGCGACGAUGGGUGGGUUUGGCAAGGACGAGAGGAGAGCGGUGAUGGUCGACUCUGCAUGGCCGCCCAAGUCUCCCCGCGACGCCUUGCUGAGCUCGCCGGGAGGACGAAGGAAAUACGAGGACAUGCAACAACGCCGACAGCUGCUUUCCUCGCCGUUGAAGCGCUCAAGCACAACUCCCAAUUUCCGAUCAAAAGCCGGACAAGUCCUGGAUGAGGGUGAGGAUGAAGACGAUAGUGAAGAGGACGAAGAAACACUGCAGUUGCAGCUCGCGGAGAUCAAGGCUCGCCUCAAGUUGAAGCAGCUACAGAAGAGUCGAGGCCGCUCUGGCACCGCAAGUUCGCGUACCGAAGAUGGGGAGGAGGUGCAUGCUCGUCCCUCUUCCGGUAUCAUACGGUCCCAGAGCCACGCUUCAAUCCCACGGAGCCCUGGAGGUGCACUUCGGAAGGCACCCACAAACGAUGUUCAGGUGCCAGUGUCACCAACACGGCGAGAUGCUCCCGCACCAGAACCGUGGUCCCCUCGGAGGUACAAGAUGGGCAUUGAUAAGGGCUGGAAGGCGGGUGAUGUGUCACUCAAACGGCCCCCUCGACCAACUAGCCAGCUUGAAACUCGAAGCGGCGCAAUGUCGCGUUCGAGCGACGUGUUUUCGGCAAGACCUCAGACCUCUCCCAGCAGUGGAGGCCUUCACAGGAUCAAAAGUUUUAGUGAGCGUAUGGCAGAGGGUCGAGCGGCCGAAAAGUCCCGCAUGGAGAGGGCAGAGAAAGCAGAGAGAGUGCACGCGAGCCGAAGCUCGGGCUUUCAAUUGGAUAACUCAGAGAUCGAGGCAUUCAAAGCUGCUGCUGCAACCGAAAAGCCUUCUACCCCCUCGUCUGUUAGUCGGGGGCCGCAAGCGCCAAGCUUCAGCCGUGAGGAUAUCCUCAGGUCUAUUGGCCCAAGUCGUUCUGGUAUUAUGAAGCGCAGCCAGACGACACCAAACAUUAGAAACAUGGAUGGUCACACGCAAGCUUUAUCACACAAAGUGUCUGAAGAAACAGAGCAGACAGAGAAUCCACCCGACCCGUCCAAAUUUGAGUCCUAUUCUGGACUACACCUGUCGAAUCGUAUUCUGCCGCACUCAUUUUUGAGCCGCAGUUUGGCCGACAAAACCACACUCAAGAUCCCUGAUCUUCUCAAAACGGUCAAAGCGCCUGCUUUUGAACUCCCAGAAGAGAUAGAUGGGGAUUUUGUGGUCUUUGGAAUCGUUGCGUCCAAGUCCGAUACUAAGCAGACCAAGGAUUCAGGGAAUGCCUCUGCCAAAACAGCUGAUCCUUACGAUGACGGCAUGAACAAUACCAACAGCUACAUGGCCAUGACCCUGACUGACCUUAAAUGGACCAUUGACUUGUUUCUUUUUGAUACUGCCUUUCCCCGUUACUACAAGAUCUCAGAAGGAACUCUCAUUGCGAUAUUGAACCCCACAAUUAUGCCACCUCCCAAGCAUAAGCUGGACACUAACCGGUUCAGUUUGUGCCUGUCCUCGUCAGAUGACAAGGUUCUCGAGAUCGGAAAGGCACAAGACAUUGGCUUCUGCAAGGCCGUUCGGAAAGAUGGCAAGACCUGCCAGUCCUGGGUGGAUGGCCGUAAGACGGAAUUCUGCGAUUUCCACGUGGAUCUUCAAGUGCGCCGCACCCAGGGGGCGCGCUCUGGUGUCAACAGCGGUACGGGUAUGUUUGGCCCUGGUGGCAAGUCUGGAUCACGUACUGGAAUCUGGAACAAGGGGAGUGCGACGAGGGGCCGUGGUCGAGGCUUGCUUCAUGGAUCCCCAGAAGAUUCUCCUUACGGAUCAGAGGCCAAAUUAAAGCCUGAAGGUGCUCGAUAUGACUUCAGCUCCCAGUCUGUCUAUUAUGUCGCGCCGGGGCCCAAGAACGGGGGAGCUGGUCGUGCGUCCUUCAACCCCGCUGCAGGUCACUCGGCCGCCAAUAUGCUGGAUGCCAACGAUGAUCCCUUCAUCGCGGCUGGCAUGAUGGGCCGUGGCAUGGAGAAUAAGGAAGAACGGAUGAGAAGGCGCCUGGCGGCUCAGCAGCGUGAGCGCGAUAUCACACAGAAACUCGUUGCUGGCCGCUCAGGCGGCGUGGGUGCAGAGUACCUCCGCUCGCGCACUGCUAACGAAAGCCCGGCCAGCGGUGGAAACAAGGACAGGCCGCCAGGUACUCCUCCAACGCCCAAAGCGUUGCCCUCGAGCCAGAGUUUGAACUGGACCACCUCUGGCAAAGCCAAGGAUGUUCGUCUGAGCCCCAUGAAACGUGCCCAUGACGGUGACAAACCUCACGGCAGUGGCGUUAAGAAAACACGAUUCAUCACCUCCAAAGGAAUCAGAGAAGCCGGCCGAGAUAGCUUGGGUGGUGAUGUAGUUCCGAUAGGACGGGUCCUUUCGGACGAUGAUGACGAUGACCUGGAGUUGGUUUGA
Molecule: messenger RNA, 2454 nt
Organism: Penicillium canariense
Lineage: Eukaryota; Fungi; Ascomycota; Eurotiomycetes; Eurotiales; Aspergillaceae
Exons: 3
Coding region: 1-2454 (817 amino acids)
Biological process (GO): DNA replication; DNA replication initiation
Cellular component (GO): nucleus; replication fork protection complex
Molecular function (GO): DNA replication origin binding; single-stranded DNA binding
Source: RefSeq, a predicted model, not a curated record